AUGGAUAGACACCCUGAGGUUCUGGACUGGACUCCUGGCAGAGACAGAGUACCAGGUCAAAGCUGGUAUGACAAGACGUACAUAGGCAGCAUCCUUGUGUCUGUGAACCCCUACAAGUUGCUCAACAUUUACGGCACAGACAUGGUUCUUCAGUAUGAAGGCCACGGUUUACGUGACAAUCCUCCUCAUCUCUUUGCCAUUGCUAAUCUCUCAUACACAACCAUGAUGGAUGCCAAAAAGGACCAGUGUAUUGUAAUCAGUGGAGAAAGUGGGGCAGGAAAGACUGAAGCCACUAAACUGAUCCUGCGUUACCUGACAGCCAUACAUCACAAACGCAAUGUCACACAACAGAUACAGAUCCUGGAAGCCACACCCCUUCUGGAGUCUUUUGGAAAUGCCAAAACCGUACGCAAUGACAACUCUUCACGCUUUGGCAAAUAUACGCAGAUCUACAUGGAGGAGGGUGUAAUCAGUGGUGCCAUAACCUCUCAAUACCUGUUGGAGAAGUCCCGCAUUGUCUUUCAGGCCAAAUCAGAGCGAAACUACCAUAUCUUCUAUGAGAUGUUGGCAGGUCUUCCACUUAAUGAGAAGCGCUUGCUGUAUCUGCAGGAGGCUGAGACCUACUACUAUCUAAAUCAGGGAGGGAACUGCUCCAUAGACGGUAAGAAUGAUGGGGAGGACUUCAGGCGUUUGCUGAAUGCCAUGGACAUCCUGUGUUUCACCCCAGAGGAGCAAACUGGUAUCUACAGACUCCUGUCUUCUGUCCUUCAUCUGGGGAAUGUCUACUUCCAGCCACAUCAGGCUGAGGGCCAGGAGUUUGCAUCAGUGGUGAGUGCUCAUGAACUCAGGGUUGUAGCUGAGCUGCUGCAGGUCUCACCCGAAAACCUGCAAAAGUCUGUCACCUACAGAAUGACAGACGCAGUGAUGGAGAAGAUCUACACUCCACUGACUGUGGAGAGCGCUUUGGAUGCCAGAGAUGCUGUUGCCAAGAUCCUGUAUUCGCUGCUGUUUAGUUGGCUGACUGAGCGCAUCAAUGGACGCAUCUACCCUUGCAGCGAAUCCCUCUCCAUCUCCGUGUUGGACAUAUAUGGAUUUGAGGAGCUACAAGUGAACAGUUUUGAGCAGCUGUGCAUCAACUUUGCAAAUGAAACUUUGCAGUUCUACUUUAACAGGGUCAUCUUCCAGGAAGAGCAGGAGGAGUACAUGCGGGAGCAAAUCCAGUGGCAGCCACAUCUCUUCAACAACAACCAGGCAUGUCUGGAUCUCAUUGCAGCAAAGCCUCAUGGGAUACUGCGCGUACUGGAUGAUCAGUGUAGUUUCCCCCAGGCAACAGACCACACCUUCUUACAGAAGUGCCACUAUCACCAUGGAAACAACCCGCUGUAUGCAAGGCCAAAGAUGCCACUGCCAGAGUUCACCCUGAAACACUACGCAGGGAAGGUUACCUACCAGGCGGGGCGCAGUUCGAAGCGUCAGCUGUUUCUCUUCCCCGGAGGCAUCGAACGCCACGCGAAAAUCAAAACGUGUUCUGUCGCCCUGGAGGUGAUCGAAGAGUUGUGUUAUGAGAUGGGUUUACACACAAUGGAGGCCAUGGAAGAAUAUGCCAUAUUUCUAGUGACCAACAGAGGUCAGAGUGUGCGACCUCUGAACAAGAACGAGUACAUCCUGGACGUAGCGACGGAGGCCGAGUUAGUUGACGCCAACUACAGCCUCUGGUUCCGACGGGUCGUCUGGACUCAGCCGUUAAAAUUUGAAAACGAGCUCUGUGUCGCCAUGCAGUACAACCAGAUCCUUCCCGACUACCGUAAAGGACUGCUGAACGUUCUUUCACAUGGAAAAGUGAGCGAUCAGCAGUUCCACCAGAUCUCCAAGCUGGCUGCUUUACAGCACAGAGCCAAAGACAUCAUCUUCACGCCCAGCAUGUGA
Nematolebias whitei (Rio pearlfish) is the source of this 1926-nucleotide messenger RNA. RefSeq names its product unconventional myosin-XV-like. Bases 1 to 1926 code for a protein of 641 amino acids. Gene Ontology annotation, cellular component: myosin complex. The record is from RefSeq and is a predicted model, not a curated record. Lineage: Eukaryota; Metazoa; Chordata; Actinopteri; Cyprinodontiformes; Rivulidae. Gene Ontology annotation, molecular function: ATP binding; cytoskeletal motor activity. The transcript is spliced from 19 exons.